Molecule: messenger RNA, 497 nt
Organism: Phlebotomus papatasi
Lineage: Eukaryota; Metazoa; Arthropoda; Insecta; Diptera; Psychodidae
Product: ATPase inhibitor mai-2, mitochondrial
Exons: 4
Coding region: 110-427 (105 amino acids)
Biological process (GO): negative regulation of ATP-dependent activity
Cellular component (GO): mitochondrion
Molecular function (GO): ATPase inhibitor activity
Source: RefSeq, a predicted model, not a curated record
GGCAACACUCUGAUGUGAAUCUGUCACAAAUCGAGAAAUUCCUUCCGGACCGCAGAAAGUUUAUUUUGGAUAAUUUUCAUCACUUUUCCAGUGAUAUUUGUGUACAGAUAUGUUUUCCCUCAAUCGUGUCACCAAUAGAUUGUAUCCAAGUUGCAUGAGAGUGGCCAAGAUGAGCCAACUGGGGGAUUUAGGCAGUGGUGCUGGUAAAGGCGGUGGCGGUGGUGGCAGCAUCAGAGAGGCUGGAGGAUCUUUUGGGAAAAUGGAAGCAGCUCGUGAGGAGGAAUUCUUUUACAAGAAGCAACAAGCGCAGCUGCAAAAACUGAAGGAAAAUCAGAUUGAUCAGGUCAAGUUUCACGAAGAACAAAUCAAAGAACAUGAGGAAGCUCUCCAGCGUCACAAAGAGUAUUUGAAGAAUCUUAAGAAAUAGAACAAACUGCGGUGAAUUAUGUACACUCUGCAGCAUACUUAAGAGAAAAUAAAUUGUUUUCUGCGCUUUA